This is a messenger RNA of Ilex paraguariensis (yerba mate), 1320 nucleotides long. Lineage: Eukaryota; Viridiplantae; Streptophyta; Magnoliopsida; Aquifoliales; Aquifoliaceae. The record is from the annotation of a GenBank genome assembly.
AUGGAAGCCCUCAAUGCAGUAGGCUUGACACCCAUCUCUGUUCUUUCAGACAAGAGAAUAGAACCCAGAAAAAGUCUUUCACUCCCCAUUAUAUCUCCAUGUAAAUCCCCAAAUUUUGCAAAUUAUAAUCCCAGCCCACCAAAUAUUUCAAAGGUCUUUCCAAGGAGUACUGUUCAUGGUGGUCUAGUGCUUCUAUCUUCUGUUCUAAGUACUGAAUUUGCUAGAGCACUGACAUAUGAAGAAGCAUUACAGCAGUUAGUAGGCACUUCCACUUCUUCUGGGAGUUCUUAUGACUUUGAUUUCAGUGGGUUUCUUGAUAGUGCUAUAAACUUUGGAGUGGAGAAUCCUACGGUUAUAGCAGGUGGUGUGGCCAUUUUGGCCUUGCCUCUAGUUUUAUCUCUGGUAUUCAGUAAGCUUAAGCCAUGGGGAGUUGAGUUUGCUAAGACGGCUUAUGCAAAACUGGGUGAUGAUGCCAAUGCCCAGUUGCUUGAUAUAAGAGCACCAGUGGAAUUAAGGCAAGUGGGUAGUCCGGAUUUGCGGGGUUUGAAGAAGAAGCCUGUUUCUGUUGUGUACAAAGGCGAAAAUAAGCCAGGGUUCUUGAAGAAGCUAUCUUUGAAGUUGAAGGAACCAGAAAGUACCACAUUGUUCAUUCUCGACAGAGACAGAUUUGAUGGAAACUCUGAACUGGUUGCGGAGCUGGUCACAGCUAAUGGCUUCAAAGCUGCUUAUGCAAUAAAAGAUGGUGUAGAAGGAAAUCGAGGAUGGAUGAGUAGCGGUCUUCCUUGGAUACUCCCAGCAAAAGUACCGAGUCUUGAUCCCAGCAACUUGACUGAUGCAAUUAGUGGUGCCCUUGGAGAGGGUUCUGAUGCUGUACCUCUUACCCUUGGCAUUGCCGCAGCCACUGGAUUAGGUUUAUUAGCAUUUACAGAGGUAGAAACAAUACUCCAGCUCUUGGGUUCUGCUGCACUUCUUCAGUUUGUCAGCAAGAAAUUUCUCUUUGCCGAGGAUAGAAAGCAAACUCUUCAACAAGUUGAUGAAUUCCUGAACACCAAGCAAAUUGGAAAGGCUCUUCUACCAUCACCUGUGACUGGCAAAGCUCUUACUGCACCUGCUGAGGCAAGCUCUCCUGUUGCUGAUAGCGCUGUUCAGAAAGCAGAAGCAGUUCCUGAGUUGAACCCUGAGCCUCCAAAAGUAGAAACAGCUGUAGAACCGGAGAUCAAUUCAGUCCCUAAAGUUGAAGUUAAAGCAAAAUCACUUGCUGGAAUUUCAAGCUCACUAUCUCCAUAUCCUAAUCCUAAAAGCUUGGAGACAUUAGCUUGA